GUGCCACUUUCAGGUCUCCUCACACUGCUGGUGUGUUCAAUUUUUUGUCAUAGGGUGCUGGCAGAUUACGGGCCUCCCAUAGCUGCUGCCAGGCCCCUAAUCUGCCAUGGGCCCCUAUACCGCCUCCUCAUGCUGCUGCCAGGUCCAGAGUCUCUCAUGGGUCCCUGUACGGCCUCCCAUUGCUGCUGUCUCCAUCGCCACACUCUGCCAUGUGCCACUUUCAGGUCUCCUCACACUCCUGCUGGUUUCCAUUUUGUCAUAGGUUGCUGUAUGGCCUCCCAUUGCUGCUGCCUCCACCGCCACACUGUGGCUCCAAACACUGGUUUUGGCCCCGUGACUGGCCAAAUGAGUGAAGUGUGUGCGGUGAUUCUAAGAUCGACGGCACUCAUCUGCAUGUCAUAC
Staurois parvus is the source of this 402-nucleotide messenger RNA. The record is from the annotation of a GenBank genome assembly. NCBI's taxonomy places the organism in Eukaryota, Metazoa, Chordata, Amphibia, Anura, Ranidae.